Messenger RNA from Paramacrobiotus metropolitanus, 1976 nucleotides. RefSeq lists its product as uncharacterized. Bases 219 to 1136 code for a protein of 305 amino acids. Lineage: Eukaryota; Metazoa; Tardigrada; Eutardigrada; Parachela; Macrobiotidae. The record is from RefSeq and is a predicted model, not a curated record. The transcript is spliced from 3 exons.
UAAGGUAGAUGGGAUGUAAUAAUCCCAUAUUGCAUUAUCGCAGUGUAAGCUAGAUGGAAUGUGUUAGAACUUAAGCCUGUGCCGCAGUGCAAUUACGGUAGAUGGGUGUGCUAGGACCAUAAUAUUACGGUUGCCAAGCAAAGUUUUAGCGAACGCAGAAAAUAAAUUAACUGCACCAAUCGAAACGGUGUCUCAUUUUCAUACAUGCGCAUAUUUACAUGAUUAUUUUGUUUACAAUGCCACGUACGUUGGCCGUUGUCGAGCUGGUUUCAGUACGCGAACAUUUAGCCAGCGUUAUUCCGCAGUGCCUCGAUUACACGCCGGGAAAGGAUUCUCCGGCCACCGUCAUCUGUGAACAGCUGCUGCACCAGCUGCGCCGUUUUGGCCCUUUCCCGGCCUUCUCUCCCAUAAAUAGCCACGCCAAACACCACAUGCGGAGCCCCUUCGAUUGCCAGGGAAAGGUCGCGGGCGGUGUUCUGCGGAACCUGUCCUGGGCAGAUCGGAGCCAUCAGGCAGCGCAUCACGAUGGCGCCGUUCCUGACAUACCGCGCCCAGUUAACCAGGAGCCCAGCGUGCCCCAGGUGACUGUUUCGGAACAUUUGCCGGUAUCCGAGGAGGGGAAAAGAGAGCUGCCAUUAGCUCCACGUAAACCGGGAAAGCGCCCGUGGAACAAGCGUACACGAGCUGAUCAGUGGGUAAUCGACAGCAUUCCCGGCGAACCCGUCACCAGCCGUCUUCGCCCAAGGCUGCCUGUAGGCGAAGAUAGUGCUGGCGAAGUGCCCCGCAGCACGCCAGUUCCAGCGGACAUCGGUACCAUCACGAGGGCCGAGCCCGACGCGACUGCACCGGAGCCGGAACCGGAAGUGGAUGCGCGGGUUGCCACUGCCGCGGAUUUUUACAGCCGCCCCGAGGGAACGGUUUCGGAGACCGCGGAGGAGAGAGCCUUCCGGUUGGAUAAUCAGCGGGACGUCGUGUUCGAACUCCAGCGACGCAAUGCUGUCGCCGCGGCCAAAGCCGCAGAUGAAGCUGCCGACAGGAUUAUCUGGCAGCACCAGGCCGCCGUUGUUCAUACCCAUCAAAUGGAGCAGCAGGACGAAUGGGACGAGCAAUACGAUCGGGACAUGGAAGAAAAGUAAAUUUCCAAUGGUUUAUGGAGGAUCACGAUGAGCGUCAGGAAAGAGACGAUCCGGAGUUCGACAACACGUCACCUUCGUAACUUCCGGCCGGCUGGCGCGACUCCAAAAGCUCGUGUGCGCGUAAUUGGCUGACCACGUCCAACGGUAGUGCUAUACCCACUAGAUGGCAUUACCGUCUGUUUGCUCUCCUGACUGACACUGAGCAAAUUCUUGGCCACGUUCUUAUUCUGAUCAAAGUUGAAGAGAGACAGCCUGAUCUACACAAACUCCAUCAAUGGUUUGCAAUAUAUACAUAUGCAGAAAGGGAAACCAUUCUGUUGUAUGGGAUGACAUCCACGGUUUUAUUUCGUAUUUCUUUUUAAGUGAAAUUCUUGUGGGAAUUCCGUAUACGCGCGAAGAAGAAAUGGUUGGGCUUCUGCGUUUGAAGCAGUAUGUCAGCUUUCACCGAGGUACUCUUGAGUUACAAAUAAAAGAGAAGAGGCAUCAAACGCUUAUAGAAGAAAAGGCCCAGUGACCAGCCGGAUGUGGUCCCUACCGGAUCUCGGUUGCGUCUGUCACAAUUGCAAGAGCGGGGAGGAGGCAGCGGCGAUUGGGCCGAUAAAAGCGUAGCUUCUACCAAUUAAUCGUUUGUCUGAGGGUUUCCAGAAACUCGGGUUCAGCUGUACAAACUCCAACUCUGGUGUUGGUAUUGGUAGUAAAUGUUGUUGAAUCGUUCAUGUAGCUCCGCGAAAACUCGGUGCAAACAAAAAUCAUUCUGCUUCACAGAUGGUCAUAGUUUUGCACUUAACGCACAUGCUUACAAUUUGGCUUUGUUCACUGUAACAUAAUAAAGGAGAUACA